AUGGAGCAGAAAGGAAAAGGCUUUGUGGGCAUGCGCAGUGUGGGCAUCCCCACGGCCAAUCCCCGCAAGAGGCACUGGGACCAGCUCAGCGCAUAUUCCGCCUGCAGGUGCAUCGGGCGGGGCAAGGAGGAGAGAUUCAAGGAACAGAGGGUCCCACCUCACGCCGCCUUCCAGCCGCCCAGCAGCUUGGGGGCGCCCGCACCCGGGCCCUGCUGCUAUAAAGCUUCUGAACCCUGCACCCUGCACAUUAGCCAGUGGCCUCAAGAGGCUCCAGCUUUUCCUCCUGGGACCGCCCUGGGCGCUAUGGGCGAGCUCCCUUUCAGGGUGCACGCAUCCUUGGACCCGGACCACCUGUGGAUCUGGAACACCGGCGUGUAUGUGGACGAGUACCAGCGCCCCUGGCUGCCCAUUACCAUCGAGACUGAGACUGGCCUCCAGGUGCUCAUGCGUCAGGAGGACGUGCCCCUGGGGGAGGCCAUGCGCCCCAGCCAGCUGCCCCCCAGCCUGCUGCCUUUGAUGUGGCAGCUCUACCCCGGGAGACGUUACCGAGCGUCUGACUCCAGCUUCUGGCGCAUCGUGUACCACAUUGAGUUCGGCGGCAUAGAGGACUUGCUCCUGGAGCAGCUACCAGACCCCGAAGAGUGA
Condylura cristata (star-nosed mole) is the source of this 645-nucleotide messenger RNA. It is a transcript of the gene TCL1A, whose product is annotated as T-cell leukemia/lymphoma 1A. Gene Ontology annotation, biological process: positive regulation of peptidyl-serine phosphorylation. The record is from RefSeq and is a predicted model, not a curated record. Gene Ontology annotation, molecular function: protein serine/threonine kinase activator activity. Lineage: Eukaryota; Metazoa; Chordata; Mammalia; Eulipotyphla; Talpidae. The transcript is spliced from 4 exons. Bases 1 to 645 code for a protein of 214 amino acids.